Aureobasidium vineae is the source of this 402-nucleotide messenger RNA. NCBI's taxonomy places the organism in Eukaryota, Fungi, Ascomycota, Dothideomycetes, Dothideales, Saccotheciaceae. The record is from the annotation of a GenBank genome assembly.
AUGAAGUUUACUACCAUCACCAGCAGCCUAUUGGCCUUCUGCACUCUUGGCCAAGCAGCUCUCAACCUCACCUAUAUCCCCGAGACCGACCCUCAAGGCAGAGUAGUGCUCGGCGAGAACGUCAGAAUCGCCUGGGAAAGCGAUAAAACCUAUAAGCAGGACGACAAAAAGCAUUGGCCCAGUGGCUGGCGACCCAUCGAGACCAUGUUCAUGAAGUUGAGGUUAAAUGAAGGCAAGGGCGAGUAUCUCUACAACAUUCCAGUUGGAAAAGGGCAACGAACCAGUGUGGGCAUCAAGGAUGGCGAUGGUCUGGAAUAUGUCAACCACACUGGUUGGUUCCCGGUCGUUAAGGAUGAGUUGAGUCCAAAAGACGGAUUCAAGGAGCAGACAUUCUCGGCUUGA